UUACAGAGCGCGAGAAAGAGUUCCAGAGGAACGGAGUCAGUGUCGGUGUGUUUCACAGACGGACUGACAGACGACAGGCAGGUAGGAUGUUUUCGGACCGCUGACUCCACUUUCCCAGCCUGGUUGUGUUUAACGGCCGUGGGAGCAGGACCGGAGCGGCGACACGGAGCCCGGAGCAGGAACCGCACAUCGAGUCACCGACAGCGGGCAGAGGAGAGGGGACCAUGGGCUCCGCUUCGUCCUCCUACCGGGUCAUUUACCUGGACGUCGACGGCAGGAUUCAGAAGGUGGUGUUCAGUAGGUUCUGCAGCCCGUGUGACAUUAAGGAGCUCUUCUGCACAGCCCUGGGUGUGCCAAGGAACACUAAUCUGUCUCUGCUGGAUUCCUCCGGAGCCAUUGUGUCCAUCGACCCCACCAUGCCACACAACACAGAGAGGUCGCCGUACAGAGUGGUGCCUGUGACUGGAGGACAGCUCGCUGAUAAAGAGGAACUCUUUCAGAAUGUACUGACGCAAGUAGCAGAGCAGUUUUCAAGGGCGUUCAAGAUCAACGAGCUGAAGACCGAGGUCACCAAUCGUCUCAGCAUGUUGGAGAAAAGAGUAGAGUUGGAGGGGAUGAAGGUGGUGGAGAUUGAAAAAUGUCGCAACGACAUCAAGAAGCUCCGUGAAGAGAUGGCAUCCAGAAACAACAGUAACUUUGUGGACGACACCAAGAAGCUGACUCCUCGCAGAGAUGUGCCCUCCUACCCAAAGUACCAUCUGUCUAAGGAGACAGUAGAAGCUCUUAGAUUGCCCACAUUCGAUGCUUGGCAGUGGGAGCCAAAUGAGAUGCUGAGCUGUCUGGAGCAUAUGUACCAUGAUCUGGGUUUAGUCAAAGACUUCAACAUCAACCCCAUCACACUCAAGAGAUGGCUGCUUUGUAUCCAUGACAACUACAAGAACAACCCCUUCCACAACUUCCGCCACUGUUUCUGUGUCACCCAGAUGAUGUACAGCAUGAUCUGCCUCUGCAGCCUGCAGGAGAAGUUCACUCAGGUUGACGUUUUGAUUCUCAUGACAGCUGCUGUGUGUCAUGAUCUCGAUCACCCGGGGUUCAACAACACGUACCAGAUCAACGCCAGAACAGAGCUGGCAGUCCGCUACAACGACAUCUCCCCUCUGGAGAACCACCACUGUGCUGUGGCCUUCCAGAUCUUCUCUCAGCCCGACUGCAACAUCUUCUCCAACUUUGACCCGGAGGCCUUCAAACAGAUACGACAGGGAACCAUCACACUGAUCCUGGCGACAGACAUGGCCCGACACGGUGAGAUCCUUGACUCCUUUAAGCAGAAAGUCGACAAUUUCGACUACACGGACGAGGAGCACGUCACCUGUCUGAAGAUGGUGCUCAUCAAGUGCUGUGACAUCUCCAACGAGGUGCGGCCCAUGGAGGUGGCUGAGCCCUGGGUGGACUGCCUGCUGGAGGAGUACUUCAUGCAGAGCGACAGGGAGAAGGCUGAAGGGCUUCCUGUGGCUCCGUUUAUGGACAGAGAAAAGGUCACCAAGCCGACGGCUCAGAUCGGCUUUAUCAAGUUCGUGCUCAUCCCCAUGUUUGAGACGGUGAUGAAGGUGAGUAUGCAGGACAGCGAUGACAGUGAUGCUGGAGGUCAGACUGACAGAGCUGUAAGUGUGAGGUGUCAUCAGUAG
Molecule: messenger RNA, 1685 nt
Organism: Plectropomus leopardus (leopard coralgrouper)
Lineage: Eukaryota; Metazoa; Chordata; Actinopteri; Perciformes; Serranidae
Source: RefSeq, a predicted model, not a curated record